Molecule: messenger RNA, 381 nt
Organism: Phragmites australis (common reed)
Lineage: Eukaryota; Viridiplantae; Streptophyta; Magnoliopsida; Poales; Poaceae
Exons: 1
Coding region: 1-381 (126 amino acids)
Source: RefSeq, a predicted model, not a curated record
AUGUCCACAUGCAACCCAUGCACCACCCCAAUUGAAGCACACUCCAAGCUAGCUACUGCAGCUUGCACCCCGGUCUCCAACCCGAUACUAUACCGGAGUUUCGCGGGUGCUCUUCAAUACCUCACCUUCACUCGUCUCGACAUCACGCAUGAUGUUCAGCAUGUUUGUCUCCACAUGCAUGACCCGCGCGAGCAACACUUCCUGCUGAUCAAGCGCAUCCUGAGGUACGUCAAGGGGACACUCGGCCAUGGUCUGCAGCUUUCAUGUAGCCCCUCCCAUGACCUCGUCAUCUACUCUAACGCGGACUGGGCAGGCUGCCCUGACACUCGCAAGUCUACCUCGGGCUACUACGUCUUCCUCAACGACAACUUAAUCUCCUGA